Messenger RNA from Lathyrus oleraceus (garden pea), 1752 nucleotides. RefSeq lists its product as uncharacterized. Bases 1 to 1752 code for a protein of 583 amino acids. The transcript has 3 exons. Gene Ontology annotation, biological process: proteolysis. The record is from RefSeq and is a predicted model, not a curated record. Gene Ontology annotation, molecular function: aspartic-type endopeptidase activity. Lineage: Eukaryota; Viridiplantae; Streptophyta; Magnoliopsida; Fabales; Fabaceae.
AUGGCACCAAACAGUACUCAACUUCAGAGUAUGGCCCAGAAAGACAGUGAGUCUUUUAAAGAAUAUGCACAAUGCUGGAGAGAAUUGGCUGCAAGGGUGCAUCCGCCGCUGGGUCAUACAACAGAGAAUUGCAAGGUGUUAAAGCUCCGGGUCCAAGAGUUGAUAGAUCAUAAAAUAUUGUCUUUUUCUGAUGUUCCAAAUGUGGGGAACAAUCCUUUGCCUAAACAUGAUGUUUCAGGUGUCAAUGCUAUAGACAGUUCAACUGAUGAUGUAUUGGUAAAGGAUAUGUUCAAGUUUAAGACUCUUUUAACAGUGGUCCAUGCUAGAUUGAUGGAAGCAGAAUUGAUGAAUGGAGUACAUGAUAAUUGUGUGGUGUGCUCAUCCAACCCUGAUCAGUGUGGUGAAUUCAAAAUUUGUCUUCAACGUUUGAUGGAUCAGCGGGUUAUUAUGUUCACUAGAGCAAAGAUUGAUGAGGAUGUUGUUGUGAUUAUGCUUGUAUUUGAUCAAGAGAGGCUUCCCAAGCCUUUUGUGGUCCCUUAUCGGAGAAAUGUUGACCUAGAGCCAGUGAAGAAGAUUGAGCCCAUGAUUAUCUAUGUUCCCACUCCAUUCUCAUUUGACAGUACCAAAGCAGUGCCUUGGAACUAUGAGCCUAUAGUUUAUGUGGUUAACAAACCAGUAAUCUUGAAAGAGCAAGACGUGACUAACAUCGCUGGAGCUAGUAGUGUGACUCGAAGUGGAAGGGUUUUCGCUCCUGAAGUGAUCCCAAACAAAGAAAGUGCACCAACAGUUGAACCAAUGAAGGGGAAAGAGGUAAAUCCUCCAGAAGCAGGAGAAGGCUCAUCUAAGAAAGCAGUGAAUGCUGAAGAGGAUAGAGAAUUCUUAAAGAUCAUCAAGAAGAAAGGCAUCAGUGUUAUUCAGUUUGAUGAUGUGGUUGCUAAUCUCAAUGCUAGUAGUUGUUUGAUGUUCACUGAUGAUGAUUUACCCCCUAAUGGGCGAGAACAUAAUAUGGCGCUUUAUAUCUUCAUUCAGUGUACAGAUGUUACUUUGGCUCGAGUACUGGUAGAUACAGGUUCAUCCUUGAAUGUGUUGCCAAAGACUACCAUAACACAAUUGAAUAUUGAAGGGGUGCAGAUGAGACCUAGUGCUUUGAUAGUGAAAGCUUUUGAUGGGUCUAAGCGAAUGGUUAUUGGGGAGAUUGACCUCCCAAUCCUGAUUGGACCUCAAACUUUCUGUAUUACCUUCCAAGUAAUGGAUAUUAGGCCUGCCUAUAACUGUCUGUUCGGUAGACCUUGGAUCCAUGUUGCUGGAGUUGUCACCUCGACACUCCACCAAAAGCUGAAGUUUGUUACUUCUAGUAAGCUGGUAUCAGUAUCCGAAGAGGAAGAUAUUUUCGUCAGCCAUUUGCCUUCAUUCAGAUACAUUGAAGUAGGUGAAGACAUUAUUGAAACUCCUCUCCAGGCCCUUGAAGUGGUCAACGUGGUCCAGACUAAGCCGAAGCCUGUCGAAGAACCCAAAGGGGUCAUGUCCUCGUGGAAGAGUGUGAAAGAUGCAAUUGAAGUUGGUUGCCCUGGAAGUUGGGGCACAAUGAUUGAAUUACCAGAGAAGAAAGACAAAUGUGGAUUAGGAUAUCAGUCGUCUAUUGAACUGUUCAAAGAUCAGAAGAUACUUCAGGAGAAGGUUCCUAGCAUCCAAGAAAUAUUCUCCAAAGAUGGUUUCCGAAGUGAUGAUCAAGUGAAUGCUCUUAAGGAUUAA